This is a messenger RNA of Fimicolochytrium jonesii, 2742 nucleotides long. RefSeq lists its product as uncharacterized. Lineage: Eukaryota; Fungi; Chytridiomycota; Chytridiomycetes; Spizellomycetales; Powellomycetaceae. The coding region runs from base 1 to 2742 and encodes 913 amino acids. The record is from RefSeq and is a predicted model, not a curated record. The transcript is spliced from 13 exons.
AUGUCAUCACACCAAGCGCUCCAGGGGUACCUGUGGUGUGGCAUAUUUACUGGAGCAACCACACCACGGCGGAAGAGGAGGAAGGUUGCUCCGGUUACCCCACGGUUGCCCAUACGUCUGCCAACUGUGCAGACACCCUUGCAACCCCCGCGAUUCCAGUUCCCACCGUCUGUCCAAUGCCACUUGCCCGAAGCCAUUGCAGACAUGGUCAGCGAGAGUUCCGGCGAUGAAGAUGGGCAACAGCACCAGCAGCAGCGAGGGCUUUCACCCGUGGACAGGGGUCUGCAGCGCCCACUGAACCUCCCCGCGCCCAUCCCUUUCCGUUUUCCCAGCACACCAGGUGGAUCCCUGGUGUAUGAACCCCCGCCACCACCACCACCACCAGUUCAACGACCCCGCCCGCAAACACAUGCCAGCACCAAGGUUUCGCUUCACCGAAUCAUCCAUAUCAAAAUCAAGUUCAAAGGGAGCGCUUGGCAACGUUCAUUGCCGAUGUUCACGUCCUUGCGCGCCACACCACCUUUUUAUCAAGUACUACCUUGCCAACAGACCGCUGCGUACACAGCUACGAGCAUCUUCACCAACCUCAAAGUCAACGUACAGGAGCAUUUCAUGCAAAUGUUUCUGCGCUAUGUCAAUGAAAGGCUUGGUUUGAAGCAAGUCGUACUGCAUCUUCGGAGAGCCGGAGUUAGCCGAGCGCAGCGCCAACAGUAUUAUCGGGGUGUCCGUCAAUUCACAAAGAUGAGCCCCUUGCGUACACCCUUGCGGUGGACGCAAUGCCAUAUUAAGUACGCGGAACUGGCCGAAUGGCUGCGCGCUGGGGCCGACAAGAAGCGAACCCCCCCACCCCCCCCCACCCCACCCCUCCAGCUCGUGCGUGGCUGCGAAGCGACGCAAGCGAGCACCUUGCUUGGCACCUACUGUGAGCUCUCGCACCUCUAUGAGCGCCGUGGAAUGCGCCUGUUUCCUGCUAUCCCGCUGCGCAAAUCUCGAAUCCAGUCAUCUGUUCUGAUUGACACGAAGAUCCUAACCACUCAUAUCCUGGCCUUGGGCCACCAUCACAUGGGGAAACUUACCGAUGAACGCAAGCGGGAGCUGUGGGGGCAGUUUCUCAAUGUGAAUGACACGGUCUUCAAGGAUCGAAAGAAGCUUGGUCUCAAAUUUGAUGGGUCAAUCAGCACAAACGGGUAUUCCGCUACCAUCCACUUCAAGAAGCCAGGGCUCAAGUACGGCCAUCGCGCUCGGAAGCGCAGCAAAGCCGAAAUGCAGGAAGAAGUCCAGCAGCUGUAUUUUGAGCACCACAUCGCCCAACUAAGGGAGGCUCCAAACAUCGUCUGCAGUGAUCCGGGCAAGCGUGACCUCUUGUUCUGUCGAGACAUCAAGAAGGAGCGGCCAUUUCGAUACACGUCCAAUCAACGGGCGGUCGAGACAAAGUCUCGGUACUUUCAAAGAGACAUGAGAGAGCAAAAGAUCAAUGCCGGCAUCGCUGAGAUGGAAUCACAUAUUCCAUUGCACAAGAGCAUGAACAUCGAGGCGUUCUCAGCGUUCAUCGUGGAUUACGAACACACGGAUCCCGCCCUGGAUGAGUUUUACCAGGAUGAGAUUCAUGUAGCUUGCAGAUUCAAGGCGUUCUCACUGCGGCAAAAGUCUGAGAGCAAGCUCAUCAAGAACAUGCGACACCUGUAUGGAAAGCAUUUUGCGGCCAUCUUGGGUGAUUGGAGCGACGCUGGAAAGACCAUGCGCUUUCAGGAGUCAUCAAAGACCAAAGGAUUUCGCACACUCUUUGCAAGAAACAGCAUUCCAUGCUACUUGCUGGAUGAGUAUCGAACGUCGUCCGUGUGCCCCGACUGCCACGGCCGUGUGAAGAAAAACAUCCGUCAGCGGCUGUCAUCUCGGCCAUGGCAAGCUAGAAAGGGAAGAAUGGAAUACGUCCAUGGAUUGGUGGGUUGCCCCAACCCCGAAUGUAUCAACCAAGACUGGACACCAUAUGAGAUUCCUGGAAGACGACCACUACGACUACGGAUGAGAGUGCACAAUCGGGACAUCCUGAGCACCAAGAAUUUCCUCUCGAUUUUCGCGGUUUCCACUUCGUCCUCGGGCCUUGCUGAACACAACAUCCGUGAUCAACACCCAGAACCUCGAUCAACAAACAACAAAAUGGGCGACAGGAAAGCCAAAAUGGAGGCGCUUGCCGCAAAGCGUCGAGCUGCAGAGGAAGAAGAGGAGAAGCCAAGUACGAAGGCAGCAACGAAAUCGAAAGGAUCGGCCGCGACAGCAAAGCCAAAACCGAAAGUCACUGAUGAGCGCUCUGCCAAAGCUCGUGAGGAGGAGUUUGCAAAGAAGGAGCGUGAGCUGUCCAAGCACAAGAACCUUGACCAGUACGAUAACGAGGACGGAUUCCUGGUCGAUGAUGAGGAGGAAGAAGAGGACGAUGCCGGAAGCGAAUCUCCCUCUGAAGACGAGGAGGAAGAGGAACGACCAAAGAAGCGGAAGGCGAAGGACGUAAAGCCAUCAAAAAGCUCCGGCAAAGCUUCUAGCAAGCAACCACCGGCCAAAAAGAAGAAGAAGGCUGAAAGCGACGAUGAGGGUUCUGGUGGUGACGAACCUGAUGAAAUCUCUGAUGACGACCUCCUGGAAGGUUUGGACACAUCGGAUAUCCUGCCUGACCGUGGACGUCGUACCCGUGGCGUUAAGAUCGAUUACACGAAGUUCGGCCCUGAUGAUGAAGAUGAUGACGAAUGA